AUGUCAUUCUAUGCUUCCAAUAACUCCUCGGACGAUCUGAAUUUGUCCUUGAAGAAUCUAACAAUAAAUACCAACUUGAGUAAGACAAAUACAAAUAAUAAUACGAAUAGUAAUAUCAAUAGCAACAACAGCAUUAGCAAUAGCAAUACUAAUACUAAAACGAACAAUACUAUCACCACUAAUGCAACUGCUAACUCAAGCUCUAAUCCAAACUCUUCUUCUAAUUUGGCACCCUACACAAUAUUGAAGAUUAAAAACAUCCCAAACGAUAUAACCCUGAGAGAAGCCUUUUUGAUUUUCUCCUUAUGCUUAAAUGACGUGAACUUUGUUGAUAUAGUUCAAGAACAGAAUAACCAAGGCUCAGGAACUUGUCCCUCGAUCAUUUCCAAAUUCUAUUCCUCUAAAAUAGCAAGCCAGGUUUUCCAAUUGUUGAAUGAUAAACAACUUUUUGGUACUGCAUUCCCCAGGGUACAGUGUGAACUAAUAAAUGGCCCUAAUAAUAACACUGGUGGUAAUAUCACGGUCACUAGUCAGAAUAAGAAUCAUAACUCAUCGAAUUACUUAUUUAUGAACCCAUUCAAUGAUGAUCUUCAUGCUUAUUCCAACAGUAUUGUAACUUCAAAUUUGAACUCAAAAAUAGAACAUUCUCCUGGAAUUUCCUCUCCAAAACCAAACAAAUUGGAAGACUUGAAACUAAAUUUAACACAUGAUAUCAAUGAUACUUUAAGUUCAAUCAAUAAUCACCAUUUAUCAAUGAUGAGCAGCUCUAAUAAUCACAUUACUGGUUGGCCAAAGGAAGAAUCCACUCCAUUGGCCACGCCAAGUAAUACCUCCCAGAUUAUUAGAAACGAUCCAUUGUUGCUAAAUAAUCCAAUCUCAAUGAAUUUAACGACUCCGAUAUUAUCAGAUUGGCCUUCAAAUCCUCCAAAUUCUGCAUCAAAUGCGUCUUUUUUCAGCAUUAAUGAUCUCACGCAAACCGUUGUAGGUAACUCUUACUCUUCAGCCGCUACCACUACUACAACCUCGAACAACAACAACAACAUUAACAACAACAACAACAACAUUAACAACAACAACAACAAUAAUAAUAACAAUAACAGCAAUAACAGCAACAACAACAAUAAUAAUAAUAAUCAUAAUCAUAACAGCUGCAAUAGCAAACCAAGUUCUAAUGAAAAUAUCUCGACUGCUUCACAUUCAAAUCAGCCGCCUUUGAUGAGAUCACAAUCUCAUCAGUCCUCGACCUCCCCUAAACAUUCAACUGUUAUACCUGAUUUAUCAUUAUUGGCUAGGGUGCCUCCCCCAGCGAAUCCGGCAGACCAGAAUCCUCCUUGCAACACCCUAUACGUAGGAAACUUACCCCCGGAUACAACUGAAAAUGAAUUGCGUAUGUUGUUCAGGUUGCAGCCAGGGUUCAAAAGGUUAUCAUUUAGAACCAAACAAAAUAAUGGUGCUUCAUCCCAUCAUGGGCCAAUGUGUUUUGUUGAGUUUGAAGAUGUGGCAUACGCUACAAAGGCCUUGGCUGAAUUGUACGGUAAGACUUUACCAAGACAAAAUGCUCUGAACAACAAUAAAGGUGGCAUUAGAUUGAGUUUCAGUAAAAACCCCUUGGGUGUUAGAGGACCAGGUCAACAGAGAAGAAAUAAUGGACCUUCCCAACAAUCACAACCACCAGCGCAACAAUCGCAAGGCCAACAACAACAAGGACAAGCACAGGGACAAGAACAAGGUCAAGGUCAAUUCCAGUCACAAUCUCAGCCGCAGCCUUUAUCUCAACUAACAUCUCAGUCACAUUCCCAAUCCAAACGUCACCAUCUACAACAGCCACAGCAUCUUCAACAGCCACCGCCGCAACAGACAUCUACACCGUCUGAUCAUUCAUUCCAAAGGAUGACCGACUUACCUAUCAGUGGUAGCCAUAACGUCCCUUCUGUCAAUCUACAAAGUAUAGCAUUCAACAACCCAGCAAUGAAUAGUGUGGGCCUGAAUAAUUUGAAUGGCUAUUCCUUCAUGAAUAACCAGUACCCGUUCUAA
This is a messenger RNA of Pichia kudriavzevii, 2034 nucleotides long. RefSeq lists its product as uncharacterized. NCBI's taxonomy places the organism in Eukaryota, Fungi, Ascomycota, Pichiomycetes, Pichiales, Pichiaceae. The transcript has a single exon. The coding region runs from base 1 to 2034 and encodes 677 amino acids. Gene Ontology annotation, molecular function: mRNA binding. The record is from RefSeq and is a predicted model, not a curated record.